Bombus pyrosoma is the source of this 5994-nucleotide messenger RNA. It is a transcript of the gene bowl, whose product is annotated as protein bowel. The record is from RefSeq and is a predicted model, not a curated record. Gene Ontology annotation, biological process: regulation of transcription by RNA polymerase II; embryo development; embryonic pattern specification. The transcript has 3 exons. Bases 1288 to 2922 code for a protein of 544 amino acids. Gene Ontology annotation, molecular function: DNA-binding transcription factor activity, RNA polymerase II-specific; RNA polymerase II transcription regulatory region sequence-specific DNA binding. Lineage: Eukaryota; Metazoa; Arthropoda; Insecta; Hymenoptera; Apidae. Gene Ontology annotation, cellular component: nucleus.
GCGUCGAACAUUUGGAUCGAUACGGAGGUAAAGAGGGAACAAGGUGGUCCGCGCUCGUUGCAUUCUUCUGGGCAUUGGCGAUUCCAACAUGGCCGCUAGGACUAGCCGUGACCGCUGGGUCCGCGGAAGCCAUGUUGGCAGGUGUGCUCGGCUCGAGAUAACCAGUUCACGUUCGUGGAACGCACGCGGCUGGCUAAACGGGAGCGGGUUCCACACAUUAUCGCGCAAUUGUCUGGGAAACGCGAUACGCGAUAAAGUCGUGUUCCUUUGAUUCAUUAGACGAGCAAUUAGUCAUGACUUUAGGUCGAAACCGCGCUUCGUUUCACGCUGUUAAAUAGCGUUGUUCGUUGGAUUUAUCGUGAACGUUGAGGCCCGUUGCUCGGGGGAUUCCGCUUUUCUUAUCGCUCGAUCGCUUUAUUCAUGUAGAAUCGUGAGUAAGGUCCGAUGGAAGAAUGCUUUUCGAACAGAGAUAUUUGGAUAGAGUUUAGUUGGUAGGAUGAUAAUAAGAGAAUUUCUUGACUGUACGGAACGUAUCGUACAAAGGGUCUUGUUAAUUGACGAUCGAUUACGAUAAUGGAGCAAAAUAUCACGAAAUAUAACGAUAUCUCUCGGUCUAUGAAUUCAAUUCGUAUCGAUGUUCAAUGGAAGUCACAGACGAAUGGCAAGAUGGCGGAUAUGUUUAACGUGGUUUACACUUAACCUUGUCACGUGGAUUCCUCGGCUUAAUUUCAAAAGAUCGAUUAUCGACGAUGAUUUUCACACAAGUCGCUAAUGUAUUCGGCAUUCGUAGAUUCAUUCUCGUCGAUCCCUUCUUCCUUCUUUCUCUUUUUUUUUCUUUUUUUUUUUUUUAUCGCACGGUAAACUAGAAAUGUUAGGAAGUCGGGAGAAACAAACGUUACGAACGUAGCUAAAGUCCUUGAAUCGCAUUUCCAUGGCAUUUCGUAAUCGAGGUAUACGUUACCAUUUUGCAACGGUGUGAAAGUCGCUUUAGAACUUCUUGCUUCAAAGUAGUAGUAGUAGUAGUAGUAGUAGUAGUAUCGUUUAUCUGGAAUUUUUUCCUUUUCUCAGAAGCCUAAAUCAUUUGUUUCGGGGUAAAUGCCGUACAUAGUAAAAGCUUUAUCUUAUCACGAAGGUAGAGCGGAAACGAAAGUAUAUGGCUUUAUCGGUUGUCGUGAAAAGUACAGUUACAUAUAUUCCCCGAUUUUAUUACUUUAAUUCGGUUAAGCGUUACGAAUGAAGAAGAAUAAGUAGUAGCUGAGAAGUAUCGUUUUCCAGAGUGUCAUCGGUAUGCCGACGGACAUCGUGGCGUCGUCGGCCUCGGCCUCGGCUACGGUCUCGGAGGAGACGAGCAGAGGUCGGGACCUGGGCCUUGGGCCGUCACCAAGGACGGCACCGACUUCAGCGGGCGCAUCGUCCUCAGGAUCAGCGGCACAGUCGACUUCGAGGGGCUUCGACCCGUCUAGCGCCCUGGCUGCCUAUCAUCACCAUCGACACGGCUUGGUAGCCGGCUUGGGUCACCAUCAUCAUCGCGAAUCGUCUGCAUUCGUGCCCGUGGUGCCUUCGAGGCUGCACUUGGCGCCCUAUCCGGCCGACCUGCAUCCUCACUUAACCGGGCCGCCACCUUCCUCGUCGAACGCGUCGAAUCCGGAUCACGAGGUCGGCGCAGAGUCGUCUGUCGCGAGAAAAUCCUCGUCCAGUUACGAAAUUAUGGCUAUGAUGGCGGACAAGAGGAAGGAACUAGCCGCGAGGGCUCUUCUGCUUCCGCCGCCGCCUCUUCUCGAACCGCCACCCGGUUACCCGGUAUUCGCAGGUCCCUUCCCGGGUGGUUCGGCGGCGCUCUACCCGCCUGGUGGACCCUUGGCGCAUCAACAUUUGGACAGGAGGCUCUUAAGGGCGCCGGGAAGGGCGUCCAGGCCUAAGAAACAGUUUAUCUGUAAAUUCUGUAAUCGACAGUUUACAAAGUCGUACAAUUUGUUGAUUCACGAACGGACGCACACGGACGAGCGGCCGUACUCGUGCGAUAUCUGCGGCAAAGCGUUCAGGAGGCAGGAUCACCUUCGAGAUCAUAGGUAUAUUCACAGCAAGGAGAAGCCGUUCAAGUGCGGCGAGUGCGGCAAAGGUUUCUGCCAAAGCCGUACCCUAGCCGUGCACAAAAUCCUUCACAUGGAAGAAUCUCCUCACAAAUGCCCGGUCUGCGCUCGAAGCUUCAACCAACGCAGCAACCUGAAAACCCACCUCCUCACUCACACGGAUCACAAGCCUUACGAGUGUACCUCGUGCGGUAAGGUGUUUCGCAGAAACUGCGACCUGAGGAGGCACGCGUUGACGCACGCGGUAGGCGACGUGCCUCCCGAAGCGUUGGAGGAGGCUCUCAGGGACGACGACAGCCCGGAAGAGGACUGCCAGGACGCCGGCUCGUCGUCGUCCGCGUCUACGACCAACUCCUCCUUGCCAGCUUCCACGACGAACGCUUCCUAUCCCUCUCAAAGCUCGUCCGGACCGCCGCAACCGCCUCCAGCGCCGACUUCCUCGUCCACUCUUCCUCAGAGACCUCACCUCCAGAUCAGAAGAGACCUGCUUCCGGCCGUGAAGCCGUCCUCCACGGUAACCAGCAGCGCAACUGGCGGACACUCUGUCACACAGAAUCCUCCUGGUGCGCUCCCACCCCCACCGCCAUUGAUUCUGACCUCGUACAGACGAAGAAUCGGAUCACCCGGACCGUCGAGGGUGCUGCUGGAGCUGCAGGAACGCGAGAGGGAACGAGAACGAGAGAUGGAACAGAGUAGAGAAAGAGAACGCGACAGAGAACGAGAGGAAGAGGUGUCACGACCACCUAGGGCACCCACCCCUCAGCCGCCACCUCCACCCAGACCCGCCCCAGCCAGGCAGGGGUUCACUAUAGCGGAUAUAAUGCGUCGGUAGAAGGGACAAUGUCGCAACGGAGAAUACCAAAUGAUCGUUUGCUGUGAAAUUGGAUUUCGAAGGAGGGGACUAAUUGGUGCAAACGAAUGGAAUCGUCAUGGACGACUUUCGGACAUGAUCCGAGUGAUGGAGUACUUUGUAAGCGGUAUAUUUGUAUCUGGAUGGUAGAGAAUACAGCGCAGGAGGAUGUUACGUGUUAGGACUUUUGCAUGGGUGGUCCAAGUGGCGUAGGCUCGUACGUCGAUAAUUCAAUUUCGUUUCGCGAGUAAUCGCGGUGAUUUUAUCAUUCGAUACAUGGAACGAGUAUGUUCCGUGGAAUGUUACGACAGAUACUACUCAGGUUACUAUCGUAACGUCUCUUACACGUGCAUUUCCACCGACACAGAAGCUAGAUGACGAAAGGCGUUUUUUCUGAAAAGACAACAAAACGUCGUCCUUGAAAAAAUGCUACAAGACUUUUCUUACGAGCGAGCUUACGUCGAUUUGGAUUGCCAGCCUUUGUGUAGUAUAAAAGAAUGAAGCAUGCCAAAUGACGAGGAUCGUUUUACAACGGUGGAAAUAUCGUCACGACAAUCGAAUGGUAUUGUUUUUCUCGAUUUGAUCGAUAAUUGCGAAACCAUUGCUACAGACUGUGGUAUUUUUUAGUUCAUUAAACGAACAAUGUAUAAAUUGUAUAAUCUUUUUCUAUUACAAAAUUAAAUGAACGUUAUAUUACCUUAAUUGUUAAACGCUAAAUGUUAAGUAUUCGAUAUCUUUUUCUUAGGAGAAAGAUUAGUUCGUAGAUAAUAUAAUAAUAACCUAGAUACAACGUUAAUUAUAUAUUAUUGUUACGAAGAGCGUUUAUAAAAAGAACAUUUAUAAUUGUUGUACAUAUGAAAAUAUUAGAAAAAGAUUGGAAAUUUAUCGAGAGUGAUUGAUUUUUAAUUCAACAAUGAACUAUAAAGGAAGAAGAGAAAAUUGCAAAGAAAUUGUUUUAUAUGAAUUUUCAUUCGCUGUAGAAAAAUGACAAUAUCUGUUCUUUGAAACAAUCGUGGCAAUAUUUUUACCGUUCUUAGAUACGAUUUUAUGUCGCGUUGGCAAUUGAAAGAACUUUUUAUCUCUAGUUAUAUACAUAUAUGGCUGUAUUUUUAUAUUCGAUAAGGGAGAAGAAAAGGAAGAGACAAAGAAACCUUAAGAAAAGUACAACGUGCAGAGGUUGGAAGCGUUAACAUUGACAAAAUUUUAUCAUAUUGGUGCAUCGAGGGGACGUUUGUACAUACAACUACGAAGUAUAGUUAAUCUUGGAACAAGCAAUCGACGCUAAAGUUCUAUUUUAUACGCUGCGAAUGUAAAUGUCGUACUUUUUCUAUCGAUCGUAUCGGACGAAUAUUCCGCAAACUAUUCGCCGAGUCGUAGAAAAAUUUAUUCAACUGAUAUCGACGUUUCUCGCAACUGCGAUAUCAAUUUUCAACGUCAAAAAACGUGCCUUAUUUUGUAUCGUACAAAGGACGACGAGAUGCAACGGAGCGGAGUCGAGAAUUCUUUCGGUCUCCGUCGACGCGUUUUCCGAAAAAUCUCUACAACUUUUUCCAUCGACGUUUCAUCCGCGUAUUCAUCCAUAUUUCGGUAACGUUCGGAAAUUUUCGAAAAGACGAAAAAUUCCAAAUUGACGAUAGUACGAGCCUUCGAGUACACACGUUCAGAGAAAAAGAAGCGACGUUCUCGCGACUUCCAUGAUACUUGCCAACUCCGUGAAGAAAAGAAAAGAAGAAAAAAGAAGAAGAAGUUGAAAGAUUCUCGAUAAAGGAGAUGCCGUAAAUAAAGAACGAAACGGGAGGAUUGUAAAACGCCUUCAUUGUCUGCAACGACUCAAGGAGGGGAUAAUGCAAAUUUUUCGGCCACAGGAAGAACCUGUGCCACCGUUGCCACAGGUGACAGGUGCAAUAGGGUGUCGAAGCUACUUGGUUUAGGUGGUACCUGCUCUCUUCUAAAAAUAUUCCUGACCCUAGACCGUUCCCCCCCACCCUUUUUUUCUUCUAUUCUACCGGUGGAGAGCAUCAUUAAGGGUCCUUUUGUGACCGAGGAUGCAUCGUCUAACCGCAACGAUGAUCUCCCCUUCGGUUUUAUUACCGGUCGAAGCGCGUUUCUUUUCUAGAAGAAACGUCUGUGGAAUUUAUUCGUCGAGCUCGCUUCUUCCUUCGGCGUUUAACGCUGCCCGUUGAUCAGCUCUUCGAGUCGAACCGUAUUUCACCGAGAACGAUGCCAUCUUUGCAGUUUUUAACUCGCCACUCGUUUAUCAAGCGGAUGAAAAUUGUGCUAUGAAACGGGAAUGGCAUUGCUUUGAACUUUGCAAUGGAUAGCGUACCCUUUUUUUAAAGAAGUUGUUUGUUUCGAUCAAUCAGAUGGACAAAUUCGAAAGAAGAUCGAAGCAAUAUUAUGCGUUAAAAGUAUUUCUUUGAAAAGAUUCCGAGUAUUGUUUUAUUGGAUUGUUUAUCGUACGAAAAGCUUGAAAAUGUUUCGACAUACUCAACGCUACUUUUACCGCAUUGUACGAUCGUUGAGAAUUGCACGAUUCUCGAGGAAUCGUUGAAAAUCUGAAGAAGCAGCUCGUCGAGAAGUGGAGGACAAUUAUAUAUACCGUACGAAACGAAAUAUCUUUGCGAGAACGAAAUGAAAGCUAUCAUACAACGUUGUAAUUUUUAUUUCGAAGUACACGUUAAAAUAGGAAUGAAAUUCCUAGGCCUAUGUGUAUAAGCGCGAAAGUGAUGGGAAAGGAAAGAAUGAGUUUGCGUAUGAGUGCGUGAGAGAAAGCGAGAGGGAGAAAGUGCGAAACAAAAGAAUUAAAAUAUUUUGUACUAUUUUUUAAUAUACCUACUGUAUAGUGAUAUAUGGAAACGUACAAUGUACUAUGUACAACGAGCUCUGUUCCGCCGAAUGAACUAGAAAUUCGCGGAUGGUUUAAGUCUCCUGUUAUUUUCUAUGUUAUUAAUUUACGCCAUGCACGAGCAUCUAUAUUUUUAGAUUUAUACGAGAGUUAAGUAAGUUUGUAAAUUAUAUUAAGAAAAACGAAAUAAAAGAUAUCAAAAACAUUCA